GGUAAUAGAAGGGAAAUGACCAUUGUGUGGUUUUUUGCAGGGAAGCUCAGUCGUUUUCCUCCGAGGAUGCAUUCCCACGCCACUCCCGACGGCCGAGCUGUCCCUCAUUUUCCGAGGUCUCACCUUACUGAAGCAGUGGCCAAAGCCAAGGCAGGUGGAGGUGGUAGUGGAAGCACUGGUGGCAGUGGAAGAGGUCUCGUGGGACAGAUUAUCCCUAUAUAUGGAUUUGGCAUCUUCUUAUAUAUUCUGUACAUUUUAUUUAAGCUGGCUUCCAAGGGAAGAACUACUCCUGCAGAGCGGAAAUGCCCCACUGCUACCCCUGGGAACAUGAAGAGGAAAAUCACUGACUAUGAGCUCACUCAGCUCCAGGAAAGACUGAGAGAGACAGAAGAAGCGAUGGAAAAAUUAAUCAACAGAGUAGGACCUAUGUAUGACAGCAGGACUCAAAAUGUUACAACAGACCAGGAGAAAAUGUUACUUCAACAACUCCGAGAAAUUACUAGAGUUAUGAAAGAAGGAAAAUUCAUAGAUGACAUCUCCCCUGAGAAGGAAGCUGAGGAAGCUCCUUACAUGGCAGAUUGGGAAGGUUAUCCAGAAGAGACCUAUCCUGUCUAUGAUAAUUGCUUCAAGCGCAAGCAGGACACAAUCCUUGUAGAUUACCCUGACCUGAGCCAGCCCUCUCCAGAAGAGCUGGCAGAAAGAAUGGAGGGCAUGGAAGAUGAGGAGUAUCCUUAUGAUGAAACCCUGCUAAGUGAUCUCACCAUGGGAAUGGGUGGUCAGGAUUUAAUGCAGAAAAAGGAUGAUGUAACUCUCAUCAGAGAGGAGGAGAGUGACCUUCCUCCCAGCCAGAGCACUGAGGAGUGCUGCUGUUGCUGUGAUGAUGAUGAUCCUGCUGUCAUAGCAGAGAAUGCUGGAUUCCACUCUGAGACCUGCAGUGAAGUAGAAGAGACAAGCCAAGAGGACCUCUCUGUGGAGUCAGAAAAUGAAAAUGCAGCACUGGAAAAGCAAAAAGUCUGUGAUUCAGAGGAGACAGGCACGCUGAGAAAGCGCAACACCAAAGUGCUUGAUUGAUAGGGACAACAGUGGAUGCCAUCUGGAUGGCAAAGGUAGAGGUCAUAAAGUGUCAUCCAUGUGGAUUUUGUUCCCAGUGAGGAUUUCUCUGUGUUCAUCUCCUUGUACCUAUUGCAUUCUUGUGGUACCAGUCACAUCAUCUACCUGAACUGGAAGCCAAUGCCCUCUUUCAUGCACUUGUCAUGGGUUACCAUGAUGCUGCCAACAGUGCUUUGUCCUUGAUUUUUGAAGCCUUGUAUUUUGGAGCAGAUAUUUGUGACUUGUUCCUCUUCAAUUCUGAAGGUUUUGUCCUUGGUUUUGCCCUUUGUCAUCCCAGAGUUGACCAAAUGUCUCUUCUGACUUUUUCAAAACCAUCUGUGUGCUACCAGUUAGGAGGGUUAACCAAAUCCUUAUAAUUACAUGAGUUUACUGGGAUGCUGAAGGACAAAAUAUGCCUUUUUUCUCUUAGCUCAGUGUUAACUGGUCAGCAGAGCCAACUGUAGUCACACACGUGACUCUCUCAGCUCUGUCAUUGCUCUCUAUGCUUCAGGAACUGCUGUCACUACAAUCCAAAAAAGGUCCUCUGCUACCCCACAGCCCUUUUCCCAGUUGUUCUGUGUUGUUGGAACGGUAGCCUAAUCCAUGUUGUGUUACUUGUGUGAGCAAGACUGAAGCUCUGUGAGUUGUGCUUUAACUUUGCCUUAGCCGUGGUGAAACAAUGAUUGCAGGAACCACAAUGUGUAAGAGCACUAAAAAUAUCCCUAGAGAUCAAAACCAAAAAAGCAGUGUUAAGGUUUGUCUGUAAAGGAGAGAGCAGCAUCAGGGGGACCCUCAGACUGAAGGUAGCAGUUAGGCUUUUCCUUCUUCCUGGAAACCUGAGGGGUUUUGUGUCCUUGGAAUGUUGUUGCCAGGGCCAUGUUGAGGCAACCCCAGGUAUGAGAUGAGGAAAGUGCUGGAGCCAAGGGCUCCUGAGGGGAGGUGGCAGGUGGUCCCUGUGCCCCAGGGACAGCCUUUCUUGUACAAGCAGCAUGACAUGUGGGACGCACUUCUGGAAAGGGUCCCUCAGCUUCCAUGACCCUCCUGCUUCUCCUGGGAGCUUUUCAGGCCACCAUAACCCGAUGUAUUGGGCCACACUCGUGGCCCAGUCACAGUGGCUGUUUGUGAUGUCAGCAGUCCCCUGAGUGCUCUGGCACUAUAGAAGCAGGGCCCUCUGCAGCUGCCCCCUGUCCACCCAGCUCUGAGGCCCUUGAUGAAUGUCUGGAAGGAAGAAAAGUCAGAGCAGGGAGGCAGAUGGCAGCCCGCCUUUGUAGGGACCAGCAGCAGGGCCCCUCCCAGUGAUGGCUGAAGAGGAAGGCAUGUGCCAGGAGGAGGCUGUGGAAGAGGAGGAACAAAAUCACACCUCUGCCAUGAGCGCCACCACCCUCAGUUCCCUGAUCAUGGCCAUGCAGAGCUUGGCUCUGUGCCCACCAGGGAAUGGCAAGCAGCCCAGGGACAUGGGCGUGCCAGGGAGCCAGCAGAGCAGUGAGCCUUUGAGUGGGACAGCACACAGACACGUCCGGCAGUGGCCAAGGAAGGAGUCGCUUUCCCGGGGCCUGAAGAAUGGCUGUCGACAGUGCAGGAGGAGGGAAAGGAGGAGAAGGAGGAGCAUCAGCCCUUGCUCCAGGAGAUCCAUUGUCAACACGCGAGGGAUGACACCCAGCGCGCGCCUCCAGGAAUUCUGGCGGCUCAAAAUCCGCACCGGCCUGACUGAAAAAUAAGCAACAAGGAUGAAAAUGCUGUCACAUCCUCCUUAUUUGGUACUUUGGCAACAGCACCUGUGCUCCCGUGACCCCUUAAGUAGGAGGUGCUUUUUACAAACUUUCCGGUUCUAUGCCUGCAUCCUGCCUUGCUGGUGCCACCUUACAUCCUGGGGUCUUUUAGGCUAUAACAUCAACAAUUUGAGACUAGUUUUUUUUUAAACAGAGUAAAGUUAUCAUAAAGAAAGCACA
Cyanistes caeruleus (blue tit) is the source of this 3038-nucleotide messenger RNA. The record is from RefSeq and is a predicted model, not a curated record. Lineage: Eukaryota; Metazoa; Chordata; Aves; Passeriformes; Paridae.